CGAACCUGCUUAACAAUCACUCUGGUAUGCUUGUUUGAAAACUUCGGAAGUUGUAAAAUUUCCGCGUGCCGAAGAAGUCCCACACUCUAUGUGGCUUUAGACUUAGGUACCCAGUGGAUGCGUGUUUUCUUGCCCAUUUGGAUCUUGUAGACUUAGAAAAGGACUUUAACCCCAUUACGUUAGGAGUUAUUGAAAAAGGAUUUUAAAUCGAGUAGAGCAAGAGAUUUUAUUAACUGGUGUGUUUUGACGUAUAUCUAGAUUCCAAGCGUUAUCGUCUAAGAAGUACAAGAUGCCGACACCCGAAGGCCUGAAGCCAGAGAUUAAGGAUAACAGUGAUGGCUCCAUAUACGUCCAGUAUCACCCGACCAUCCAGGGGCGACAUGAGGUCCAAAUGUCCUUUGAAGGGUCCGGCAUUGACGGUAGCCCCUUCCAGUGCCUUGUCGACUCCAUAGACAGCGGGUAUGUGUCCAUCUUCGGCAGCGGCCUCGUCGGCGGCAUGUCGGGAGAAAACGAGUCGUUCACCGUCGUAGCCAAGCACGGAACCUUAAAUGACAUACAAGUGACCAUUGACGGACCGGCCAGAACCGAUGUGAAGCGCGAGAACAAAGGGGACAGAGCGGAGUUCUCGUAUAUGCCCAUGACCCCCGGGGCCUACAGUAUCAACAUCAAGUACAAGGGCAAGGACAUUAAGGGCUCCCCCUUCCAGGCGAAAAUCUCAGGCGAGGGUCGCAAACGUUCCCAAAUCUCGAUAUCCAACUGUAGCGACUACGCGCUGAACGUUUUAGAGCCGGAAAUCGUAGAUCUGACCGGAUCCCUCAAGAAGCCGUCGGGUGCGAUCGAACCAUGCAUCCUGAAGAAGCUGGCAGAAGGGCGUUUAGGCAUUGCCUCCUUCACCCCAAAGGAGAAGGGAAACUACGCCGUGAACGUGCACACGUCCAGCGAGAAGCAUAUCAAGGGCAGCCCCUUCAACAUCGCCGUCGGCGAUAAGGAGAUGGCCCAUGCCAGCAAGGUCACGGUCAGCGGCAACCUGAACAGCGCCAACGCCAACAGCGAGAACCACAUCGUCAUCGACACCAACGGCUCCGGUUAUGGCGGUAUCAGCGUGGUCAUGGAGGGUCCUCACAGAACCGAGCUCGACUUCAAGGAACUGGAAAACCGGAAGUACCAGGUCUACUUCAGCCCCCACGAGCCCGGGAUAUACAUCCUCAAUAUCCGGUUCGCCGACGAGCACGUUAAUGGCAGCCCCUUCCUGCUGAAUGUGGGUGGCGAGCCCUCGGGACGCGUACGUGAGACGGUCACCAGAGAGAUGGAGCAGGCCGAGCCCGUGAUGCCGAAAACCAAAUGCGAAUUCCUUCUUAAGAUUCCAGGCACGAACCCGUUCGAUAUGGAGGCGUCCAUUACUGACCCUGAGGGCAAGACGGAACUGUGCGAGGUGAUGGACGAGGACGACUUCCACUACCGCAUCAACUUCACCCCGCAGGACAAGGGCAACCACAUCGUCAGCAUCAAGCACAAGGGCAUGCACAUCUCCGGAAGUCCCUUCCAGUACACUGUUGGUCAACUGAAGACCGGCGGCUCCCACAAGGUGCAAGUGGGGGGCCCCGGGGUGGAGAAGGGAGAAUGCAACCUCUGGAAUACUUUCAACAUCUACUCUCGCGAGGCUGGGGCCGGAACUCUGAGUGUAGCUAUUGAGGGGCCGGGCAAGGCCAUGAUUAAGAUCGAGGAGAGGCCGCACGGAUUCCUGGGAGUUUCAUACAAUGUUGACAAACCAGGUCAGUAUGGUAUCCACUUGAAGUUCAAAGACGAGCACAUCCCCGAUUCACCCUUCAAGGUGACCAUCUCGCCCGAUGGAGGCGUUGCCAGACAGGUUACAGUUCACGCCCUCAAGGACCGCGGGCUAUCGAUCGACAAGGCGGCGACGUUCACCGUCUCGUUCAACGGUGCUGCCGGUCAGUUGCACGCCUUCAUCAGGUCACCUUCCGGCGGCCAUGAUGACUGCUUUAUUCAAGAAAUGGACACAGGGGUUUUUGGCAUUAGGUUCAUUCCUAAGGAGAACGGCGUUCAUUACGUCGACGUGAAGCUGAACGACAUGCACGUGCCCGACAGCCCGUUUGCCGUCAUGGUCGGCUCUGUUGCCGCCGAUCCCGCCAUGGUGCACGCGCAUGGAGACGGUCUUGAGACCGGAAAUGUCAACAAGCUGAACAAGUUCGUGGUGCGCACCGCGGGCGCUGGUUCCGGUUUCCUGGCCGCCUUCAUUGACGGCCCCUCUAAGGUUGCGCUGAGCUGCAAGGAAGUGGACGAGGGAUAUGAGUUCCAGUACACACCCUUCUGCGCCGGCAAAUAUCUUAUCACUCUCAAGUACGGCAACAUCGGCAUCGCCGGAAGUCCCUACCAGGCCGUCAUUAGCGGCACCGGCCGGAAGCCGUCGCCAAUCCUGGAGCAGUCCUCCAUGGUGGUGGAGACGGUGGAAAAGAAGCCGGGCAUGAAGGCUUCCCGUCGCUUCCGGGGUGACGCCAGCAAGGUGGUCGCUUCCGGUCCUGGAAUCAAGAAGGCCUUCCUGAACCGCGCACAGAAUCUCACCUUAGACGUUAAAGAAGCGGGAAACGCUAUUCUGUUCGUCGGCAUGAUUACGCCCAACGGCACACCGGAAUCGGAACUGGUCGUCAAGCGGGCGUCGAACACCUCGUACACCGUCACGUACACGUGCAAGGAGGCGGGAGAGCACUUGCUGCAAAUUAAGUGGGGCGACGAUGACAUUCCCGGAAGUCCGUUUUGCCUUCACGCCUAACUUUGACAAUUCCCCUUAUGUUAACGUUAUGAUUUAUUUUUCAUUUUACAACAUUCAUUUAUGUUGUGUGUUUUUUUUUCGAGUUCAUUUGAUUGUAACUGAUUGUAACUGACAGUUGCUUCGGAGACGUGUCGUUGUUGUCGCAUUCACAUUCGAGUCGGCGUCGUGGUGCGGCACGUUGGAGCUCACCUGAGAUCACCGUCGGCAUGGUGAGCUUUUGUGCUCGCAUUUAGUCUGUCGUUUGUCGUGCUUUGGGCGUCGUUUCUUUUAAACAAUUACAUUGAGGCCACAUUUAUUGCUUAACAUAUGUCUCAAUGACAUCUCGGUCGAUUUUGAAAAUUGUUCACACGGUUUUGCCCAAUCACCAUAAUACUCUUUUUCUACUGAUACUUCAGACGAGUUCAAGCAUGGUUUGGGAUAUAAAGCAAGGCCAGAUGCCGCAAUUAUAAUACAAACAUCACACAAGCUGCUAAGAACAGUUUAGUUUCCUCGGCGCUCAGGUGGGCGACAAAGGGUCCUUGGUCGUCUUGUUGAAAGAAAAGGAAGAUCCGGUGAUGCUGUUGUUUGCGGUACGUCCAUUGAAGUUUUAAGAUAAGACAGGCUAAUCUGGGACCCAGUUUUGAUGCCUAGUAUUCCCAGAAAAUGCUCAUCAAAUUAAGGUUAUUCAAGAACCGAACAAUCGGGAGUUAUACGUAUGGUUCCGAUUUACGCGAAACAUGUAUUUUUUUGCCACCCGCAACAGAUUUAUGUAGCAAGUGCUUUCAGAUGCAUGUAAUCCAAGUUGGAUCAUAACUGAAAAGAAAUAAAUUAGAAACAAAUGCAUUGCUAUGAUUUUUUCAAUUGUCAAUUGAGUAUCGAUCCAGUUUUAUAUAACACUUAAUUGUAUAUAUGACACGUGUUUGUAUUUUUCCUAAUAGUAAUACAAUUUUUCCCUGGUAUUGUGACUGUGUUGAAUUUUGUUUUAAAUAAAAUAACCCGUUAAUCACGUGUAUAUGGUCUGUGCGAAAAUGGUUUCAUAUGUACCGUGCUCUGUGAACAAGGGGUUUAAUGCAUACGCGUAAAAUGCCGUCCCAGAUUAGCCUGUGCUAAUGAUAGUUUUCGUUUAAAAAAAGUAUUUUCAUCGCAAAAAUCCAGUUAAGGUGGAAAGUGCCGUCCCUGAUUAGCCUGUGCGGACUGCACAGGCUAAUAUGGGACGACACUUUACGCACAUGAAUAAAACUCCUUUUUCCACAGAGCACGGUCCGAUUGUAUAGUUGUUGAUCAUGUUUAGCCUAUUAUACAAAUCAGUUUCAUGUAACCAUUGUCUUUCUUGUAAAAAGAAAGAAGUAACUUUAUUUAAGGAGUAGGGUUUUGGAUAAAAAACGUAGGAAAAAGAUGCGUUAUGUAGCCGUAUGGUCACUGAGUGAUUUUCCGAAAUUGUGACAAUUAACAAAAAAACUAUGUUACAGGCAUUUCUAAUAUAAAGCUUUUAGUGCAAUUGUGUAUUUAUUUAUUUGUUUGUUCUCUGUUGUUUUAGAUAUCUUUAUGUACAGGUUGCCAGUUUUUCAGUUCGUUUUACGCUAGAGUUAUGUCACUUUGUUAUACAACAUACAAUGUACGAAAACAAUAUUUGCUAUUUUCUCUUUUGAAUUAAGUUAAACGUAAAACAUUGACAUUUCAUUUGUUUGUCAUUGUAUUAAGCUUAGAAGUUUUAUAUGCAGUUUGCAUGUUAAAUCGCGAGCACGAAAGUAUUCUUAACCAACAAAGUAGCGAGGCAUUUUGUGUCAUCUACGGAAAUUGUAUGCUUGAUUUUCGUCAUUCGUGUAUGAUUGAAGUGUGCUGUUAAUAUGAUUGGAGUCUAUCACCAUAUCUAGGAAUGUUUAGUAAUAAAUUAAACAUUGAGAUUCAACCCAA
This is a messenger RNA of Dreissena polymorpha, 4681 nucleotides long. Its product is annotated as filamin-A-like. Lineage: Eukaryota; Metazoa; Mollusca; Bivalvia; Myida; Dreissenidae. Gene Ontology annotation, molecular function: actin filament binding. The transcript is spliced from 17 exons. The record is from RefSeq and is a predicted model, not a curated record. Gene Ontology annotation, biological process: actin cytoskeleton organization. The coding region runs from base 290 to 2788 and encodes 832 amino acids.